AUGACGGCCCCCACAUUCACCACAACCCGUUUGAACCCCACAACCUUCGCCAUCACAAUGCCCACCCACCCCCCAACCUACCUCAAACGCUUCUCUGAGCCGCACAUCCUCCUCCACGCCGGGCACCCACAUCCCGCCAUUGCAACCUACCUCGAAACCGUCCCCGUCUCCGCAAACGGGAACCGCCCGCUCAACCCCCGUGGCGCCCAUGAGUAUAUCCUCACGCUUCUGCGCCUCCCGCAUACCGCGGCUAGCACAAAGCUCAUGCCCUCCAUGAUACUCGCCUCCUCGAACGCGGCCCCGCCGUACCCGCCGCUACCCGUGGAGCACCUCGAGGACACGGCCAUGUUCCCGCACGUGUCGCUGUCCGAGACGCCGCUGACGGCGCUGCUGACGCCCGGGGUUGCGCCAGAGUCGCUGUGCGUGUAUGAUGCAGGGGAGGCCGUGCUGUUCGCUGAGGAGCUUGUGGGCGCUGUUGUAUUUGGCCUGCAGUCGGAGGUGAGCGAGUACUGGCGCAGCCUGGAGCGGGUGCUGGAGUUUCUGCGUGACGAGGCGGAUGAGGGGACGGCCGUGAUUGCCGGGGGUGUGGUGAGGGUGGAUGCGGUGGAGGUGGUGGAGGGCAUGAAGGAGUUGCUGGGGAGGGUGUUGAGGGGUGAGGUGAAAGGGGCGGAGAGAGGUGGAGGAAGGGGAGGAAGGGUUCUGUUUUAUGGAGGGAAAGAGGCGUCCUUUCUGGGGCCGGAGUGUGUGUUUGAUGUCGGGAGAAAGACGUUGAGGGGGGAGCUGUAUUCGUAG
Morchella importuna is the source of this 792-nucleotide messenger RNA. RefSeq lists its product as uncharacterized. NCBI's taxonomy places the organism in Eukaryota, Fungi, Ascomycota, Pezizomycetes, Pezizales, Morchellaceae. The transcript has a single exon. Bases 1 to 792 code for a protein of 263 amino acids. The record is from RefSeq and is a predicted model, not a curated record.